GCCGUAAUCACGUCUCACUGUCGUCCUACGCGGGAAAGGAACCAACUUUUCAUUCGCCAUGUCUCGCAGCUGUUCACCGGUCGCGAUAACGUGGGCGACGGCGACCUCACUCAACGAAAACUUUAUAUUUUCGAAAGAAAUAACCGAUACAUUCGUUGAAGUGGAUCUUAAAGUAAUGGCGGCGUCAGACAGCUUCGCGAUGAAAGCAACACUCCUGGGAAUGAAGAACUCAUCGAAGAAAUAUCUCCUGAACUAGAUGCCGUCGGCAAAUCUUGUUAUAGUGGAUGCCGCGGGAUAUGCAAUCGAGAGAUAUCCCGCGGUGCUUCUUUCGAUCCACUUAAAAUUUUUUGGGCCCCGUUACUCCGGUUUUCUUGCGCUACUUGCAUCAGGAGAAUGCUCGCGUAACAGACUACUCGUACUUCGUAUACGAAACACUUACUCUUCCUAAGAACAUCUCGUAAAAGUACAUAUUAGAUCGUGAUAACACGCAGUCUGCGAUUUCUAAUUAAUUUUUUCAUUUCUUAAACAUAAGUAUUUUUAAUUUUAUAUUUGGUACAAGUUUUGGGAAAUUUUCCUGUUCUCUGUGUUUCCUUAUUAUAUCUUAAGCGUAAUUAUAUUGAAUUUAGGUAUUUACAGUAUUUAUUGAUCGGAUAAGUUAUUAAAAAAUUAAGUCGUUCGGAAAAACGAUCCAAGGAUUUUCAAUGAAUAGGAAAAUUAUCGAUGGACACGAUUAGUAAACAGUUUUGUUUCAUCAUGAUCUCGUCCAAUUAUCUCGACGCGUGUUAAACCUUAACAAACAAUAUGACGUUAUCAGGUUAGUGUACAGUUGCAGACGCAGAAAACAACACCCAUGGGAAAGGACACGGACUCGUCGAUGACCAUGGGGAAAGAGUCCACUUGAUGUUGGGGGUCCCUUUGAAUGCAUGCAGCACGGCACUGUCCCGGAAAUCAGUCCCGUCACGCAGGCCGGAAACUGGACGAUGCCACGUUGCUGGAUUGACAUUAAAUCCCAUCAACCAUUCUCUCUGUUCGAAGCAAUUAUUCAUUCCAUGUUAACGUAUUACAAAUUACAAAUUAAGCUUGAUUUUCGUGAUGCGCUUAAUAGUUCAUCUAAUUUAAAAACGCAAAUUUCUAAAAAUAUUCGUAUAACACACUAACUAUAAAUCACCAUUACACGUAUAAGAUAUGUAUCGUAGCAUUUCUCCAUUCUCAAGAAUUGUUUCUCCAGUAUCAAAGCUCGGAGAAGUCUCAUCGAUACUUCUCUCUUCCCAGAUUUCUCUUCGAACUGCACGAAUGAAGGCUGCAAUUGGUCCAUCAAAAUCGAAUUCCACAUCAACUGCAUAUAAUAUGGUGCUUUGUCGGCUCGCUUCCGCCACAGGUCCCGUAGCCUGAAAUUUAAAGAUCCUCAGAGUGUGGGUACCUAUGAAUACACGUACGCGCGUGUGCAGGUGUACGAUGGGCGUACGCCGUGCAGCUUGCAAAGAAUUGCACACGAAGGAAGAGACUCGCCUGUGGGAAAGUAACGCAACACCAUGAGAGCCAGCGACCUGGACCGCUGCUGCCAAACUCCCAUAGCGGCGUAUGCAUGCCAUAGCAGCGUGCUCGUGGUGCUGGACGUGCUUGUUGCGUGCACGAGGAUAAAGUGGCUGACCACCGUGGUUCCGAUAUGCUCUCUGACUUCGUUCUAGCCGAGUUCCCGUCCCUGGUGAGAUCAAAGAGGGAUGCUGAAGCACGUGUCAGUCUCGCCGUGGCGAGGGCGAGCAGAUAGCGUGAGCCUGGCUUCGAGCGGGGGUGCGAGUAGCUGCGGAAGCGGAAGUCCUACCCCUGGACACACACCACCGCCGUCAAGGGCAUCUUCGUGCGCUUCGCUUGCGCCCUUAACCGCCCUUUCGAGUUUUUCUCCCGCCGACGCAACUCCACAGCAGACAACCAUAAAGGUGUACGCCAACUGCCUGCGACCAGACAUCGAGUACAAGACCCUGUGCAUCUCGUACGAAACGACUUGUCGUGAGAUCGUCCAGAACUUAUUGAACAAGUAUCGCAUGAGGCACCGUGAUCCCAAGCUGUACUACCUCACCAUGGAGGUCACCGUACGAAGACCCAACGUGAGGACUGUUCUUCCUUUGGACGAGGAUGCAAGGCCUGCCGUCUUACAAUCGUGUCAUCCUCGUGGCGAUUCCAGAUUCUCGUUACAAACACGCCGUGGUGGACUUGUCAAAAUAUACGACAGCGCGCUCAUGUCCGGAUCAAAGUACAAGAGUCUACUAGUCUCAGAACAGACUACCGUGGACGAACUGAUCCAGAUGUUAUUGAGCUGCUACAGUUCUAAAGAACGCGUCGAACAAUUCUCUCUAUACGAGGUCUGCGAAGGCGAAGAGUACCAAAGGAAGUUGCAUCCUGACGACUCACCCCUUAAAGUCACGCAACGAUGGGCAAGCGCCGAUCGUCAUCUUCGCAUAAGACGCAACCCUGACUACAAUCCUCACAGAAGAAAAAGCAUGUGGGCGUCGGACUCGAGCAUCAGCAUGGCGAUGUCAAGACUGAAUCUCCACAGUACCCAUCAGGUCCAUUACAACCCAGGAAACGACAACAACAAUCAUUUGCAGUUGUAUCAGCAUAAAGAUACCAGUUCGAUCAACAAUAAUAGCAUCCAUAAGAUCGACCAACAUCAUCUGUCCUUGGGCUCGCUGAAUCAGCAACCAAGAAUCGUGGUGCCCCACGCGACACAACUACCGCAGUUGCAACUGCCUCGAAUGCAACAAUUGCCUCAGAGCGUUCCAUCAACGCCAAUCUCAUCGAAACACAUCACAGCGUCCUCGUACGCGGACUACGAAAAUUAUUUGUUCAUAUAAACGUCGUAUAAUUAAUUGUAAUUUGUUGAUAGAGUUGAUUCAUAAAUGCUAUACAAUGUGAAAGUGAAAAAUGGAGUUGUAGCUGCAUAAAAUGUGCUGAUAAUUGGCUGCAGCUUUUUCUCAAUCGUGUUAAGCAGUAUUUGAAGCAAGAAGUUGAGUAACGACGAGAGCUAAAAUGUGGCGAGAUUUUUCAGGUAGAGCCUAGUUUUCUUUGAAAAUUAGAAUUUGAGGGAAGAUUUUGGUGGAAGAUUAAUUUUCAGGAAUGUAGUUCUUCAGAUUUGAGAUUAUUUGUGAAUGGUAAUGGAUUAUGAAGAAAUAGAAAGUAAAUGGUAAAAAGGAGCACGGAUUAGUGUCCCGGCUAUAUCACGUCGAUCAGACGGAACAAAGAGAAUUACGAUUAUAGUCAAUAGCGAGAACAAUUGUACCAAAGGUAGACGUACGAAACGUUAGGUAAAUAGUAUAUUCAGCCGUAUAUUGUGUAAAUGUCUUGCGAUAGAGAGAUAUGCUAAUGGACAAAGUCGGAGUGUAAUAACAUGUAAGCCUUUGGGACUUAUCUGAACGUCGUCGUUAAAGUAUUGAAUUAAAUGUUUCACAAUUUUAUGAUGUAUUACGAGGAGAUAAAUAAUCGAGGGGAAUAUUGAUAUUUUUACAGCCAACUUUUAUAGAAUUUGUAUAAGAAUUUAAAAAUGGUACAAAAUAGUCCCGCGGGUUUCACACCAUCGUGUAUUUAUAUGUUAGAAAUUACGGUUUACCCAAGAAGAUCGAGGAAUGUAACAGUUAUUUAUUUAUAACAUUCGUGUAUGCGUUUAAGAGAGCGAGCCUGGGAAUUUUAAGUUAUUUUAGCAGGAUCCCGUGCUGUAAAUUUCAUCGUGCAAUACGAUCAAACGGGAUUCGAGUGUAAAUAUAUUGAAUAAACGACGAGGUACUCGGAUAGCUUUGGUAAUUAGCCCUAGUAGCCAGUCGCGAUCGUAAAUGUUACAAAAAUGAACGAGUUUAUCUGGUUUAAUUUUCACAGAGCUUGCAUUUAAAGAAACAUACUAUCAAUAUUAUAGAUUCUUUUUAUAAAUUGUUGUAAAUAGGCAAUUCUAUCUUCUAUCUUUUCUACUCUUUUCAUCGCGUUUCGUUAAGGUUGCAUCGAUUGCCAAAGAGUCGCCACAAUAUAAAACUGAAAACCGCGUAGAUUUAAUCACGUGCGACAAAACAAGCAAAGCCUAUUUCUUUUUCGCCGCUUAUGCGUGUUGCAAAUGUGAAAUCGUUGCGUCGAGAUUGCGCAAAUAGAUGGCGAGUUCCGCGCGAUUUACCAGCUUAACUUGUAACGAGUACAAUGAACCUUGUAUUAUCCCAAGCGACACGGUAGAAUGUAAAUAUUCAUUUUGUAACGUCGUUUAUAAUUCAUCGAAGAAAAAAAAUUUCGUCUCACGUGUCUAAAAA
This is a messenger RNA of Bombus terrestris (buff-tailed bumblebee), 4283 nucleotides long. RefSeq lists its product as uncharacterized. The transcript has 8 exons. Bases 1722 to 2852 code for a protein of 376 amino acids. Gene Ontology annotation, biological process: signal transduction; positive regulation of fibroblast growth factor receptor signaling pathway; positive regulation of epidermal growth factor receptor signaling pathway. The record is from RefSeq and is a predicted model, not a curated record. Lineage: Eukaryota; Metazoa; Arthropoda; Insecta; Hymenoptera; Apidae.